Molecule: messenger RNA, 2363 nt
Organism: Photinus pyralis (common eastern firefly)
Lineage: Eukaryota; Metazoa; Arthropoda; Insecta; Coleoptera; Lampyridae
Product: UDP-glucuronosyltransferase 2B33-like
Exons: 5
Coding region: 800-2341 (513 amino acids)
Molecular function (GO): UDP-glycosyltransferase activity
Source: RefSeq, a predicted model, not a curated record
AUCGCGUGUUUUAUACCGUUAACUUUGUUUUCAGAUCUUUUUCAUUUUUGGUGUAAGUGUUUGCCCAAUUUAUGUAUUUGAUUACAUGGCCUUGGUCCCAAGUCAAAUUUGGCAAUUUUGAUCAUUUUUGAAACAUUUCGAAAUUAGCAAAAAACUAACACUUUUCGCACGGGCACGGGGGUGGUAAAUAACUGAUGUAACCACAUUAUAGUUAGGAUUAUGACAACAAAUGCUAGGAUUGAUCUCGAAUCUCAAUUGUAAGCUCGGUUACCUCAGACAAGGGGCGAGUUAUCAAUUCCAGGGGAAAUUUCAUUACCAACACAAAACUCUUCGGUUUAGAAUUUAUGUGCGAUAUAUGAGUUGGGAUUCACUAAUUUCCACAUAUUUUGUCGUUAAGAGGUACCUUUAAAACACAUACCCCGCAAGAUGGCGCCAUAAUUCCAAAAUUAAGUAUAUAAUGGAAGUACAAUUUUUUGGGGCACUGCAAAUGCCUUUCUGUUUGAAAAAUAUCUAUGAAAUAUGAGUAUUGAGUAUAUAGUUACACUUUUUCGUACAGAGAUCUAGGCUAGUAAAUAAACUUUGAUCAAAAUCUCGCCAUAGAGUGGGUUCAAUCUCGCAAUUUUAUCUCGCACUUAACCUUGCCUUGUGACAAAGCCGUAAUUAAUUAUUUAAUCUAUCGGUUGAUUCCGAGGUUGAUUCACUGUUCAAAUAUGUUACAUUAAGGUGAGUUAGUGUUCAUUGAGGAAGUACAGUGCGCGAAAUAUCUUUGUCUAUUUGGCAUACACAGUAGGUAUAGAUCAUGUGGAUUCUUCACUGGUUAGUUGGUAUGGUAGUGGCUGACAUCGUCAUCAGUUCAAAAAUAUUGGGUAUUAUACCGACGCCAUCAUACAGCCACCAAGUGGUAUUUCAGGCCUUGUGGAGGGAAUUAUCCCUUCGGGGCCACCAGGUUACCACAAUAACGACGCAUCCCCUUAAAGAUCCAGCGCUGACUAAUUUAACGGAAAUCGAUUUGCACUUCAGCACCGAGUUAUGGAAGAAGGGGGUGGCGGAAAACAUAUUUGAUUACAAAUCAAACCCAAUUGGAUCACUAAUCAAAAUGAUGUCGUCUGUAUUCGAAAUUCAAGAGCAGCAAAUGAGACACGAAGGCGUGCGACAGCUACUGGAAAGCGAGCAAGAAUUUGAUCUUGCAAUUAUUGAAGCACACGCCACCGUAUCGCACGCCUUUGUAGCAAGAUUCAAUUGUCCGCACAUCGGAAUGCUAUCAUAUGAUGCACCCGGUUGGCUAUACGAAACCAUAGGGAAUCCCACUCACCCAGUCCUGUAUCCUCAUGAUUUUUUUGACUUUUACGAACAUUUGCCAUUUCUUCAGCGGAUUACAAGUGUAAUAUCCGACGCUGCCUUUAAACUAAUGAUCUGGUACAGUUACCCCUAUCUCGAUCAACUAGUAAGGCAGUACUUCGGCCCUAAUUACCCACCUUUGAAAAGCAUCAUGGACAAUACAAGCAUGCUCUUUGUAAACACGGACCCAGUUUUUUACAAGGUUAGACCACUCAUGCCGGUCGUUAUUCAAAUUGGAAGCGGAACGCAUAUCCAAGCCCCACGUCCGCUGCCAAAGGAAUUAAAAGUCAUGCUGGAUAACGCUACAAAUGGGUUCAUCUACUUCGCUUUAGGCUCCAAUGUCGAAAGCCGGGGCAUUCCGCUGGAAACCCGCAGGGUUAUAAUAGAGACCUUCUCCGAGUUGCCCUACACAGUAUUGUGGAAAUUCGAGUCGGACUUACCUAACAAACCCGAAAACGUGUUCACAUCGAAGUGGAUUCCCCAACAGGACGUUUUGAGGCAUCCCAAUAUAAAACUAUUUAUAACGCAGGGAGGCAUGCAGUCCUCUGAAGAAGCGCUUUACAGUGGCGUUCCGAUCAUCGGCAUGCCGUUCUUUGGCGACCAGUUCGGCAACAUUGGCAAAAUGGUGCACAUGGGGAUGGGGCUAUCAGUUGACUUUGAGAAUUUAAAUAAAGGGGAGUUUAAAUCGAAAAUUCUUGAAGUGAUUCAAAAUCCAAUGUACCGAACCAAUGUAGAAAAAGUGGCAAAUUUGGCGAGGGACCAACCGUUAACUGGACUGGAACGGGCCGUUUGGUGGAGCGAGUAUGUGAUACGGCAUAAGGGUGCGAAACAUCUCAGAAGUCCAAUGUUAGACGUACCUUGGUACCAAUACCUUCUCCUAGACGUGCUUGGUGUUUUAUUACUUUGCCUCGGCUUAUCCCUAUUUAUUGCAUAUAAAUUCACUAAGGGUGUUUUUCGUUUAGUGUUUCGCAGAUUUGUGAAUUAUAAAAAGAAGAUUCAAUAAAAUUUGCAUUAUCAUUAUAAUA